AUGAAUUCUCUAAGUCCAUUUCCAGUUUAUUUUGAUUAUUCUUAAACUCCUCAUAUAAGUGAAUAUAGCUACAAUUGUAUCAAGUAAGUAAAUAACAUUUGGCAAUGCAUUUUCUAAAAUAUAUAUAGUAAACCAUUCAUCACUGGCAUCGUAUGUAUUAAAGGUAUUAUUAUUAGAAUUGGUGA
Messenger RNA from Paramecium octaurelia, 185 nucleotides. NCBI's taxonomy places the organism in Eukaryota, Ciliophora, Oligohymenophorea, Peniculida, Parameciidae. The record is from the annotation of a GenBank genome assembly.